Molecule: messenger RNA, 895 nt
Organism: Pseudocercospora fijiensis CIRAD86
Lineage: Eukaryota; Fungi; Ascomycota; Dothideomycetes; Mycosphaerellales; Mycosphaerellaceae
Exons: 5
Coding region: 18-800 (260 amino acids)
Cellular component (GO): endomembrane system; membrane
Source: RefSeq, a predicted model, not a curated record
GCUUUCGUUAUCCCUUCAUGCCCCUCUCGUCUCCGGCACACGGCAUGGCACAGCAACAGAUCGCCCGGCACUUGCUCCAGCGCCAUCCGCGACAAAGACUCCCGUCGCCUUCUCGAGGAGCCUCAGCACUUCUCCACGUCUUGGGUCUGGCAUCAUACGCCUACUCAUUCGCAUACCUCGUCCUCAACCCGAACCCGGCCAAUUACUCGUAUGGCUGGCACAUGCAGUAUCUCACCAUCAUCGGCCUGUCCCUGGCUACAGCCACGUUUGUCUUCGGGCUCUUGGCCGAUCUGACGCUCUCGCACCGCUUGUUCCAGAUCAAGAAUGCCUUGAGCGUAAGUAGUGCGCCUCUGGAGUGCUUGAUCAGCCUUCUCUACUGGGGCCUAAGAGCGAUCGACCCGAAGCUCGUCCUGCCAGAUUGGGCACCACGAAUCGCUUGGUCAGCCGACAUAUCCUUCCACGCAGUCCCUUCAAUCGCUCUUGUGAUAGAUUUGCUAUUCUUCUCUCCGCCGUGGACCAUAGCAUUUCUUCCUGCUCUUGGCAUCAGUCUGUCCAUUGCUUUUGGAUACUGGUUCUGGAUCGAGCGAUGCUAUGCUUUCAACAACUUUUAUCCAUAUCCCAUAUUUGAGAUGUUGGACACGACGCAGAGAAUUGGCCUGUUCGCAUUUUCGGCGCUGCUGAUGACUACUGCCACCGCGGUUUUGGUUUGGCUAUACGCAAUGGUCAAUGGUACGGGACUGGACGAUGUGGUCCAAGGGAACCCGAAGAAGGCCAAGAGCGGGAAUGUCAAAGGCGAAUAGAAAGAGUGCGAACAGAAAGAGUGCGAAUAGAAAGAGUUUGCGCAAUCAUAGAAAUAGAGCGAAGUUCAAGGAACGACAUGAGGUUCUCCGCAGCG